CCAGCAAGAGGAGGAGCGACUGGGAUCUACGCUACAAGCUCACUCACAGCUCUGAUCACAAUAGUGAUGUUCCCCGGCAGCGUGUAACAGUGAGAGCGCGCAGACUACAGACUGGGCUCAUCUCGAGAAAUGUUACUACUGAAACCUUUCAGCGAGGCGUCUUAAAGUAACACGCGUCCUUAAAAGUCGAAUGCGUUCUGUACAAGUCCGUGCGUGAAAAGGGAAUAAGUUUAAAGAUGUCUGUCAGUAAUCACGAGAACCGAAAGUCGAGGUCAAGCUCUGGGUCCAUGAACAUCCAGCUGUUCCACAAGACAUCACAUGCAGACAGCCUGCUUAUCCAACUCAACCUCCUCCGCAAGCGUCAUGUCUUCACGGAUGUAGUCCUGCGUGCUGGACAUCGAGCAUUUCCAUGCCACCGGGCGGUUCUGGCUUCGUGUAGCCGGUAUUUUGAGGCCAUGUUCGGCGGUGGUCUGAAGGAGAGUCGAGAUGCUGAGGUCAACUUCCAUGACUCUUUGCAUCCGGAGGUUUUGGAGCUCCUUCUAGACUACGCCUACUCUGCCCGGGUGAUCAUUAACGAGGAAAAUGCGGAGUCUUUGCUGGAGGCUGGCGACAUGCUCCAGUUCCACGACAUCCGUGAUGCCGCUGCAGAAUUUCUGGAGAAGAAUCUGCAUCAGUCUAACUGCCUUGGAAUGAUGCUUCUGUCCGAUGCUCAUCAGUGCCAGAGGCUGUAUGAACUUUCUUGGCGAAUGUGUCUGGCUAAUUUUGCUAAUCUUUACCACACUGAAGAUUUCCUAAGCUUGCCCAAAGAUAAAGUUCAAGAGCUUGUUUUUAGUGAGGAGCUGGAGGUUGAGGAUGAAAGUAUUGUGUACGAGGCUGUUAUUGACUGGGUUAGAGCAGACGUCGGAAGGAGACACCUUGAUCUUCCCGACCUUCUACGGUGUGUUCGACUCGCCCUGCUCCCGGAAACCUACCUGCUAAAGAACGUUGCAUCUGAGGAGCUUGUCAUGGGACACAAGGUGGGCCGUGAGAUUGUGGAAGAUGCUGUCCGUUGCAAAAUGAAGAUCCUGCAGAAUGACGGCGUUGUCACAGGAUUCUGCGCCCGACCCCGGAAAGUCAGCCAAGCUCUUCUGCUUCUAGGAGGCCAAACGUUCAUGUGCGACAAAAUAUACAUGAUUGAUCACAAGACAAAGGAGAUUACUCCCAAAACGGACAUUCCUAGCCCUCGCAAAGAGUGUAGUGCUUGUGCCAUUGGCUGUAAAGUAUAUGUCACAGGUGGUCGAGGGUCUGAAAAUGGGGCUUCAAAAGACGUUUGGGUCUACGACACCUUGCAUGACGAAUGGUCCAAAGCUGCACCGAUGCUCGUCGCUAGAUUCGGACAUGGUUCAGCAGAACUUGAUCACAGCCUGUAUGUAGUAGGUGGACACACAUCCCUUGCAGGGUCGUUCCCUGUGUCCCCGUCUGUGUCUCUCAAACAAGUGGAGCAGUACAACCCCCAAUCCAACAAGUGGACACUAGUUGCCCCUCUUCGAGAGGGUGUGAGCAAUGCUGCUGUUGUAGGGGCCAAAAACAAACUCUUUGCUUUCGGAGGGACUAGUGUCAACAGGGACAGGUAUCCUAAGGUUCAGUGCUUCGACCCCUGUGAGAACAGGUGGACUGUCCCGGCCACUUGUCCUCAGCUCUGGCGUUACACAGCGGCAGCAGUUGUUGGGAACCAUGUUGUGGUCAUUGGUGGAGAUACAGAGUUCUCUGCAAGCUCCGCGUACCGCUUCAAUAGUGAGACGUUCCAGUGGACCAAGUUUGGUGACGUGACUUCCAAGAGAAUCAGCUGUCAUGCAGUGGCGUCAGGGAAUCGCCUCUAUGUGGUCGGGGGCUACUUUGGGGCACAGAGAUGUAAAACCUUGGACUGCUAUGACCCGUCAACGGACUCAUGGGAUAGUAUAACAAGCGUACCAUAUUCGCUUAUCCCAACAGCAUUUGUCAGCACCUGGAAGUACCUCCCAUCUUGAAGAAAAUAUGUAUUUUAUUUGAUCUUCCGACGUUCUCUGGAAUGUGGCUGAGUUCCCCCCCAUGAGGUCUGGGAAUGCCGGGGGAGGGGAGACGCUUUUCCUCCUUCACAUUCACAUGGACCUCGUGCUGGAAACCAAGCCUUAGGUCAGUCGGGUGGGUAACUAUGGCAACCGGAGCCCAUCCCAGCACACCGCAGUCCUGACGGAGAGAUGCAGAAAGCAUUGUGAACGCAUGUGUACAUAAACUUACUAGACAUAACUCUUUAAAACAGGUUAUUUUUAGCCUGAGGUUCCACGCUUCAGUGUCUGGCUCACUCACAUGGAUCCAGCGCAGUCAUAAAUUAAGCAAUAAUUAACCCUUGCCUCUGGUAACUCACUUAAGCAAAUGAAACUGGGCUCACUGUGUUUUUAGUAGACUUGGGUGACCUUUGAAAGAGGAAAUGAACCCAAAAUUGUAGAAUAACUAGUUAGGUUUUUAUAUAGAAUGUUGUUUUUAUUGUUUUUUUAAAUUAAAUAUAUUUUAUUUCACAAGAAUAUUCAGAACACUUAUCUGAUUAGCACUGUAUUCUUGUUUUAAAAGUACUAGACAAAUAGCCAGGCUGGGCUAAUAGACAAGUUUGGGUGGUAUUUCACCCCCAAAUGAUAAGAAAUUAAGUCUGUUUUUAAAUGGGUUGCAUUGUGGUAUUAUUUUCAAGCCAGUUAAAGCAGAUUCUCAUUACCGUAAUGCAAAAAUAUCAUUACCUUCUUGGACAAAGAGCAAGAAUGUAAUUUUUAAAAUUAAGUUUUAAGUAUUUAAGCAUAUGCAGAUUUUAACUGAAACUACCUAAAAUAAAUACUUAAAAAUCCUAGACAAAUUACGGUAAUGAGGAAAACACCCUUAAUUGUUAUGAAAAUAAUGUCAAAAUGUGAAAAAAGAAGAAACAAAUAAGAAGUUAUAUUUUGCAUAAAGAAAAUGAAACCUAGUUUUAAAUAGUUUGCAUCGUGACAUUAUUUUCAGGGCCAUUAAAGCACAUUUCCUCCCUAAAUUCUCAUUACCGUAAUGCCAAAAAUCAUUACAUAAUGCCAAAGAACAGGAAUGUAUUUCUUAUUAUGUAAAGUCAUACACAUAUGCAGAUUUUAAUAGAAAAAAAAAAAUACUUAAUCCUGGACAAAUUAUGGCAAUGAGGAAAAUAUCCUUAAUUAUCAGCAAAAUAAUGUCACAAUGUGGAGGAAAAAAAAGAAAUAAAGAAACUACAUUUUGCAUCAUGAAGCCUGGUUUUAGAUUGUUUGCAUUGUGGAUUUAUUUUCAGGGCAAUUAAAGCAUAUUUUGCCCCCAAAUUAUUAUUACUGUAAUACAAAAAAGUCAUUACCAUAAUGAAAAAUUAUUAAAGAAUAAACAUGGUAAUGAAGUAAAAUGUUCUUAGUUGUAAAGAAAAAUUCACAAUGCAAAAAAAGAAAAACAAAUAAGAAAUUAUAUUUUGCAUGAAGACAAUGAAGAAUAUUUUUAGAUUGUUUAGGUUUUUUUCAAGGUAAUUAAAGCAGAUUGUCCUCCAAAAUUCUCAUUACUGUAGUGCAAAAAAGUGGUUAAAAACAAGAAUAUAUAUUAUAACUGUAUUUAUCCUAAAAUAGGCUUCAUUUUCUUUCUACAAUAUAAAUAAUAAAAUAUUACUUGUCACUCAACUGUAGUGUAGUUUACAAUGUGAAUGACAUUCGCUUAGUUUUUAAGGUGGUUAAACUACUAAAGCUGUGGAUUCCUUCUUAAUGGUUUUGUGCCAAACCUUCAAAAAACUCUUUUCAAAGUGUACGAAAACCUUACAAACUUCUUAAAUGAUGUUGCCGUACAUGUAGCCUUGAUUAUGCUCUAUUAUUGUAUGUACAUUUGUGAAGUAUAUUGUAUUUUUUUUAAGUAGAUUUUGCACAUUGUGUCCUCCUCACUGUUGAACGGUCAUCUACACUCAUAAGGGUGUUUUUCUUAAACGUCAUUAGAAUGUGUUGCCUGAAGCCAAAGAAAGCAGCACAGAUAGAAACAUGUUACCAGCUAAACAUUGCUUUAUUGUGAAAGGCUCGCUUCUUUGUGUUGUGAAAUGUCUUAAUUUGUAUCUAGAUUUUUGAUAUCACUGAUUCUUGUUCUGUUUUUUGGAAAUUUAACGCCAAAUAUUAUUGUUUCUAGUUUCUGUCAGUCAUACAGUAGGGUGUAUUAAAGACUUUUUAAAUAAACUGUCUGUGAAA
This is a messenger RNA of Cyprinus carpio (common carp), 4214 nucleotides long. Its product is annotated as ectoderm-neural cortex protein 1-like. The record is from RefSeq and is a predicted model, not a curated record. Lineage: Eukaryota; Metazoa; Chordata; Actinopteri; Cypriniformes; Cyprinidae. Gene Ontology annotation, molecular function: protein binding.